This is a messenger RNA of Penicilliopsis zonata CBS 506.65, 1855 nucleotides long. RefSeq lists its product as hypothetical. Gene Ontology annotation, molecular function: microtubule plus-end binding. NCBI's taxonomy places the organism in Eukaryota, Fungi, Ascomycota, Eurotiomycetes, Eurotiales, Aspergillaceae. The coding region runs from base 126 to 1763 and encodes 545 amino acids. The record is from RefSeq and is a predicted model, not a curated record. Gene Ontology annotation, biological process: cytoplasmic microtubule organization. The transcript has 3 exons. Gene Ontology annotation, cellular component: cytoplasm; nucleus; microtubule plus-end.
GUCCCGUUUCACCUGUGCCUGCCACUGCCACCGACGUGCCAAAACGCCGUAUCCUGGUCUUGCCAUCGCCGACACCGUGAAUCUACUGGCUGAAUAAGGCCUGAUCAUAUAUAUGCUCCGUCAUCAUGGGUGAUGUCUCUCCUGGCCAGGUGGUCACAUUGACCGACGGACGGCAAGCCACCGUUCGCUUUGUCGGGCCCACGCAUUUCGCCGCUGGAGAUUGGAUCGGGAUCGAACUCGACGAGGGAACCGGGAAGAACGAUGGAGCGGUUCAGGGCGAGCGAUAUUUCGACUGUGAGCCGGGCUUUGGCAUGUUCAUUCGGCCCACGGCCGUCGUGUCGGUCGCUGAGCCGCCGCCAGCUCGCGAUGGCAAGCAGCCUCUCAAGAACAAUGGCAAUCCCACGGCCGCGCCUCGCGGCAGGCCGCAGAGCAGCAUGGUUCCUGGCGGGUUAGGUAUCAAGAAGCCGAGCGGGCUGUCUGCUACAAAUGUCAAAAGGCAUAGUGCCACCGCCAGUCCGUCCCCUGCUCCGAAAGUUGCGACGACGCCGCGCACAUUAAGGUCACCCACCAAAUCUCCAACAAAGCAACUCUCUUCAACUUCAGGUCCUCCCUCUAGUCGCAUGUCGAUGGGUGGUGCUCCACGCCCUUCUCCUGCUAUAACACCCAAGGCUCGCCCAACCCCCAGCACAAGGACCUCUAUGGGUCCUCCUCCUCCACUCCCUACAACGAGUUCCAAGCGACCUUCGUUAUCAGGACCUGCAGGCAGAACCACACGGCCUCCCUCCCAGACAAUGUCUUCGGGACCAUCUGGACUUUCCAAACGCCCUGCGAUUCAGCCCAAUCUUACCAAAAGACCUUCAGAGACCGCCGAUGGUGGGAGAGACGGGCAAGCAGAUGACCCGGAAUCCCCCGGCAGAGACGGCGAGAGCGGACUUGCAGAGGGUAUCACGUCCCAGGUGACUCGGAGGACAUCUGGCACUGCCCGUCCAAACGCUUCUAGACCGAGUCUCUCACCUUUGGCCCAGCGCCAGGCCCAAAGCAAUGCGCUGACCAGAGAACUUGAUGAGCUUAAAACAAAGCUGAAGGUGAUGGAAAAGAAGCGCGCGGAGGACCGAGAGAAACUGAAAAAUCUUGAGAAGCUUCAGACGGAACGGGACAAGUUUGAGAGUAUCAUUCAGAAGCUACAAGCCAAGUAUCAACCUCAGCAGCUUGAAAUCGGUGAUCUACGCAAAAAGCUCAAAGAUGCGGAAACAAGGCUCGAGGAAGUCGAGCGUCUGCAGGCAGAGCAUGAAUCGUUGAUGGAAAUGGCCUCCCUGGACCGCGAGAUGGCGGAAGAAACGGCCGAUGCCUUCAAGCACGAGUGUGAGACCUUGAGGCUAAAGGUCGAAGAACUGCAGCUGGAAGUCGAGGUUCUACGGGAGGAAAAUGAGGAACUCGGCCAGGUCAUGUCACCGGAAGAGAAAUCCACUCAGGGUUGGCUCCAGAUGGAAAAGUCGAACGAACGUCUACGCGAGGCCUUGAUUCGCUUGCGAGAUAUGACCCAACAGCAAGAAUCGGAGCUCCGGGACCAGAUCAAGGAACUGGAGGAAGACCUAGAGGACUACCGCGCGGUCAAAGCUCAGUAUGAGACUACCAAGGAGAAACUUCUCGUGUCGGAGACCAAUGUGGAGGAUUUGAAACAGCAGUUGGAGACUGCCUUGGGCGCCGAGGAGAUGAUCGAGGAGCUGGCGGAUAAAAACAUGCUCCUUGAAAGAAAUCAGUGAUGAGCUUGAAUAUACACACAUCGAAACAGAGAAGCAGCUCCAGGAAGAGAUUGAUUACAAAGACACCCUCUUCAGCGAGCAGAAUAGGAAGA